Molecule: messenger RNA, 1842 nt
Organism: Lytechinus variegatus (green sea urchin)
Lineage: Eukaryota; Metazoa; Echinodermata; Echinoidea; Temnopleuroida; Toxopneustidae
Product: tripartite motif-containing protein 45-like
Exons: 1
Coding region: 1-1842 (613 amino acids)
Biological process (GO): positive regulation of DNA-templated transcription
Cellular component (GO): chromatin; nucleoplasm
Molecular function (GO): zinc ion binding; ubiquitin-protein transferase activity
Source: RefSeq, a predicted model, not a curated record
AUGGCGACACUUGAGCACACCGUUUCGCGCGGUUUACAGUGUCCAGUUUGUUUGAGUUUUCUAAAUGAUCCCAAACAACUAUCAUGUUCACAUACGUUUUGUCAAAAAUGUAUCCGAAAUAUCCUAGCGUGCUCUUUACAGAAUGAUACUUUAACUUGUCCAUUAUGUCGAAUCAAAACAAAUGUCGCGGAUGGAAAUGUUGCCAAUCUUAAAACUAAUGUACCUGUGAAGUCACUUGUUGAUGCCAUCAGGAAUAGUAAACAGCUCUGUGAAAUGUGUGACGAGCAAUCAAGAGCCACACACUUCUGUUGCGAUUGUGGUAAGAACGUGUGUAACGCAUGUCUGCAAGAUCAUAAUACAUGGAAACCUAAUCUUAAACAUAAAGUAGUGAGGGUUGAAGACAUCAGAGAGGGUAGGGUAGUCUUAAAGAAAAAGGUUUACUGUCAAGAAGAAGUACACCAAUCAGAAGAGUACGAAUGCUCUGACGUAUGCACGACAUGUAAGAAGCUUAUUUGUUUGAGAUGUCGCAUGCUCUACCACGAGAAAAAAGGCCACGAUGUGAAAGAUAUUAGAGAGUACAAUUCGUCUUUCAAAAAGAGCUCUGAAUUACUUCAGGGUUUAGGAAAGACAAAAGCUACAAGAGUCAAGAAUCAUAUGACCUGUAUUGAUAAUCAAAUCAAACGUGUCAAUGAUCACAUUAAUGCGGAAAAUUUGAAGCUUGACAAGAUUUGUGCAGAAGCUAUCAAGAAAAUAAAAGAGAGGAAUGCUACCUUGAAAAUGCAACUAGACGAUCAGAGAGAAGAAUUAUGCAAGAGUUUAAGUAAUAUGAAAAAUGAUGAUGAGAGGUUGGAUAGGAGCAUUGAGAGUGCGAUAGAAUUGGUGAGUAAUACUUUGAAAGCCCCACUAGAAGGAGAUGUUGUAGCAAUUCGUGAUUCAUUGUCUAGUGAAUUGAGGAAUGUAUUAGACAGAGAUGAUCCAAAGGAAAAGGUUGCUAUUGAUGUAGGUGAUCAUGCAGAAGAACUGACGUUUACACCAAGCUGCGAUCAUAGUGCAUUAUUAAUGGGGGAACUAUGGGUUGUGAAUUGCGAGCCCGCGAAAUGCAAUGUAUUGCUCACAAAGAAAGAUAGUAUGAAUGGCAUUGCGGCUACAAAGAAUGGUACAAUGGCUGUUGGGUCAAGAUUUGGAGGAAUUGAAAUCUUCUCUUCUGAUGGUCAUCUACAGAAGACAGUCCUGAAAGAUGUAGAAAAUUGGGGAGUAGGAUUCCUCUCUGAUGGUCGUUAUGUUGUACGUGAUGCACACAAUAAGAUAUCACUGUACACAUCAAAUGAAGAGAAGCAGGAUGUAUCAUUCAAAACUAUAGGUAAAAGUGAAGGUGGACAAGGAGGUCUCACUGUAGACAGCAAUGAUGUGAUCUAUGUUAGCUACAGGGACGCUAAUAAGAUCCAGGUAUUCUCACCAUCAGGUGGGAAGGCUGUCAGGGAGAUUCCGUGCGAUGGAUGUGAACAAAUCACAAAUUAUGGUGAUUCAUUAAUCGUUAAGCAGUUUAGGAAUGUAAUAAUACGUAUUGAUAAAAACGGUGGUGUAAUGCAUAAAUUAACGAAACCAGUGGGAAAUAACCUGUUUGCUGCUGUGAGUAAAAACAAUACAAUCCUGAUUGCCUCUGUAAUAUACGAGGACGGUCUACUCAAUAUUGAUGAGUACACCGGUAAACUGAAACACAUCAAGACUCUUCUAUAUGGUUACAAGAUUGAGAAAACGGAGAGGAAAUGGCAAUACAUAAGACAGGUUCAAUCAGGAGAGAUAGCUUUCUGCACAACGGACAGCCUCUACAUAUUCAACUAG